Molecule: messenger RNA, 579 nt
Organism: Cotesia congregata
Lineage: Eukaryota; Metazoa; Arthropoda; Insecta; Hymenoptera; Braconidae
Source: the annotation of a GenBank genome assembly
AUGGACGAAGAUUCACGCACAAUUUGGUGUGGAAAUUUGAGUAACAAAUGCACUGAAGAUUUAUUAUACGAAUUAUUUAUACAAGCAGGACCUCUGGAAAAGGUAAACAUCCCAAAAGACCGCGAUGGUAGCCAAAAAUCAUUUGGCUUUGUAACAUUUAAGCACAUGGUCUCGGUACCUUACGCUUUAAAUUUAUUCGAAGGGACAACGCUGUUCAACCGCGCUCUGAUGCUCAAGAACCGCCAGGUGAACGACCCGAAGGGUGUCGUGAACAAGUUCAGCAAUGACAACAACGUCCUGCAGUUUGGAAACCAGCCGCUGGAGAAUUCAAUAGCGUACAACAUAGCCCGAAACAUGCUUCCUAUGUUCACGCCUCCCGGGAUGGGCAUGUACCCCAGCCAAAUGAACAAUUUUCCCUCGAAAGACGACAAUCGACGUGGCCGUAGUCACCCUUACAACCGCGACAGAGAACGCGAGCGUGAUCGAGACAGGCAGGACCGCUCACACCGCAACCAACACCACAAAAAUGAUCACAGAAAUCAACGACAUUAUCACAAUCGCUCUCGCAAUACUCGUUAA